Molecule: messenger RNA, 2773 nt
Organism: Mercenaria mercenaria
Lineage: Eukaryota; Metazoa; Mollusca; Bivalvia; Venerida; Veneridae
Product: acetylcholine receptor subunit beta-like 1
Exons: 2
Coding region: 389-1708 (439 amino acids)
Biological process (GO): signal transduction; regulation of membrane potential; nervous system process
Cellular component (GO): neuron projection; synapse; membrane
Molecular function (GO): neurotransmitter receptor activity; extracellular ligand-gated monoatomic ion channel activity; transmembrane signaling receptor activity
Source: RefSeq, a predicted model, not a curated record
CAUGAGCACGUGGUUGUGUUGGCAUGAUCAAAUCAAAAUAUAUCAUAAAAGAUAUUUUAUUUCAUUAUGGUAAAAAGGAAACUUUAAUUACCAUAUUAAAAUGCAUUAAGCUCAUCUUUAAAAUUAAUGAAACAAAAAUCUUCGGAAAGUGAAAUUCGUAGAUAAUAAAACAUCAUUUGCAGAAGUUUGCUUCGAGCAUUCUUGAUUAAUGUACGUAUCAAACAGCCGACGUUCGCUCUUAUAAGAUUUGAGUAAAAACUAAUGCUAGUUAACACUAUUUUCAAGAUUCCUGACUUUCUGGAAUAGUGUUGCUGGUACUUGGUCUCAGCAAUAAAUACGAGCAAGGGAUAAUAUCACGCACGCCGGUGUUUAAACUCGCGAAAUCAAAAUGCUUCUCUUCUCGCGAAUGAUCAUUCUUUUUAUUGCUGUUUUACCAGUGCAGUCAGGUUCUUGGAAUGACUCGAACACCUUGAUGGCGGACCUUAUGUGUGGUUACAAUCACCGUUUGAGACCUAUUAAUAAUCAGUCUAAACCGAUACGUGUUAACUUUUCAUUCGACUUAAUGACUAUUCAAGAUUUUAAUGAAGUGGAAGGAAAACUAUCAGUUGUUGGAUUUAUGUAUCUUGGUUGGUUUGAUGAAAGACUGAUUUGGGAAUCUUCAAAAUAUGGCGACACAGACUCUCUGAUGAUCCCGCUGACUGAGGUAUGGCAUCCCACAAUAGUUCUUUCGAAUUCCUUUGAUCAAAUUGAUGAUAUAGGAGAUGACUGGAUGACGGUGGAAUACAGACCAGAUGGUAGAGCUUUUUAUGUUCCCGGAGAUGUGUUCGCAGCAUCCUGUUCAGCAGAUGUUACAUUUUAUCCUUUUGACUAUCAGGUUUGUUACAUAUUUUUUGUGUCUUGGGGAUUCACGUCUGGCAAGUUAUCUUUAAAUCUUUGGCCACACACUGUCUUCAAGUCUUAUUUCACCGAGAAUGGAGAGUGGCUUCUUGUAAAGGCGAUCCCACUUCGGUUUCCAGGGGGACAUCAAGACGAGGUGGACGCGGUUGCCAUUGAACUCACUAUCAAAAGACGUUCUACAUUUUUAGUUGUAAAUGUUAUUCUGCCUGUCGUCUUCAUGUCCCUAAUCAAUAUCCUAGUUUUUAUGCUGCCAGCAGAAUCCGGUGAGAGGGUUUCGUACGCUAUCACCGUACUUCUUUCUCUAGCCGUCUUUUUGACCUUGGUAGUGAACAAUCUUCCUAAAACCUCUCAGCCGAUGGCAAUCCUUUGUUACUACCUCAUGUUCACGCUUGUAACAAGCGUCUGCAUGUGUGUUGUAACUAUCUUCAACCUCCGACUCUUCUAUAUGAAAAGCGACAUUGCUGUCCCAGAAUGUUGUAAGCUGAUUGUCAGAGUUAUGUGCACUUGUCGCAGAACAACUUCUAUCACGACCGAAGACAACCGUUUCAAUAAUGAAGGUACAAAUAGCGAUAAGAAUGGAAAUGAACCCAACCCACCGAUAACGCACAGUGAAAAUGUGAGGCAUAUCAGAAAACCAUUUCUAGAUGAACGGAUAAAUAACAAGAAGAAUGAAAAUAACGCGGGAGACAUUUCGUGGCGAGAUGUUAGUGGCGUUUUGGACAGAGUUUUCUUCGUCGCUUUUCUUGCAACCUUAAUCGUUAUAAAUGGAAUAUUUUUAUCGGUUAUGUCGAAAAACAAAAGGCAUGAGUGAUUUCUAGCGUUCAGCUCUGAAAACAAAACAUUUCAAUGUUCUGCUCUUUUAAUUUAUUUCUCAACUGAUUAUAAAAAUGUUAGACCCUUUCAAAUGAUUCUCGAGUUAAAAUAACUUGGCCAACAAGGAACAUCUUUUGCUACUGUCUUGCUUGUUUUAACAAAGCAGUUUCUAACAAACAAAUUAUAAUUUCAAUUUUUUACUGACAAGUAGUUCUUCAUCCGAAUUUCCGAAUUUCAUCAAAAUUCAUAAAGCUUAACGAGUUAAUCAAACUUCAAUAGAACAAUAUGCGCUAGCUAUAUAAUUAUAGUCGGAUUUACUAUAACCCAGAGUUCAGAUGCAUGGGUACAUGGUGGCGUACCUGAACGACAAACCGUGGUCAGUGGGACAAUAAACCACAAUAAGACUUCGUUUAUUUUCAUUCAAAAAUGAUAAUGAAUUUCAUCAUCAGAGAAGCAAUGAACAAUGUGUCGUGUGGACAUUUUACGUCAUAAUUGACAUCUCUGGCUAAGCGUCAACCUUUUUUUAUCGUUAACAAGCUCCAUGAAAGUCCAAGCCAUUGUAAAUUAGACUUCAAACUACACAAAGAUUGAUUAUUUGAUAAAUGCACAAAACUUUGUUUAACGUAAUUAGGCCUAGGCCUAAUUCAAAAUAUAAUGUCUCGGCAGUUAAAAGAUAUGUCCGUCAACGUGUAUAACAAUAUAAUGUGUCGUUGUUGCGCUUUUCUGUCUUUCAAAUAGAACUUUCAGGCAAAAAUUGAUUUCUCUUGUAUUAAAAUUGGUUUUGCGAUAAGAAAAUAACACCAUUGAUUUCAAAUAUUACAAUUUUACUGUUAAGAAAUUAAAAAAUCUUCAAAUAUGUGUUUGUUUCUUUGUUUUGGGUUUAACGCCAUUUUUCAACAGUAUUUCAGUCAUGUAACGGCGGACAGUUAACCUAACCAAUGUUCCUGGAUUCUGUACCAGUACAAACCUGUUCUCCGCAAGUAACUGCCAACUUCCCCAAAUGAAUCAAAUAUGUGUUUGUCAUUGUGUAUAAUAAAUAUGUUGUAAAAUGUUCCGAGUUGUU